AUGAGUGAGCAACUCAAAUUUAUUGUCGAACAAUUGAACAAAGACCCGUUCAGGAAAAACUUUAAUCUCAUCACAUUUGACUCCCUGGAACCGAUGCAACUGCUCCAGAUCUUAAAUGACGUUUUAGCUGAAGUAGACGCAAAGCAAGCUAUUGAUAUUCGCGAGGAAAUGCCCGAACAAACUGCGAAGAGAAUGUGUGCUCUACUUGGGAUGCUGAAAUACAAACCGCCUGGCAACCAGUCGGAUCUGAGCAGCUUCAGACAAGGUCUUGUGGUUGGCAGCAAACCUGCUGUCCAUCCCAUCUUGCAUUGGCUGCUGCAGAGGGUCCCAGAACUGAAGAAGAGGGCUUAUUUAGCUCGCUUUCUUGUUAAACUUGAUGUUCCCGCAGAGUUCCUGGCGGACGACGUUAUCAGUGAUACAUAUCACCAGUAUGAAGAACUGGUGGAAGGAUUUAAGACCAGUCAUAAGGAAUGUGAGCAGCUCAGGACAUCAGGCUUUUCCACAGCAGAAAUCAGAAGGGACAUAAGUGCAAUGGAGGAAGAGAAGGGCCCAUUAAUUAAACGUGUGGAAAGGUUGAAAAAGAGGGUGGAGUCAGUGUCCAACCAUCAACAGAUGCUGGAGCAAGCCAGACAGCUGAGAGUUGAAAAGAAGAGAGAAGAGCAUUUGGCCAACCAGAAGCAAGAACAAAAGAACCAACUGUUUCAGGCAGAGCAGAGACUGCAGAGGUUGCAACAACAGUUAAAGGACAUGAGACAGGCUGCAGCUGAUGCCAGUCCAGAUAGUUUAAUGAAGAGGCUUGAAGAGGAGAUCAAGAUAAAUUCCUACAUGGUGUCUGAGAAACUCCCUAAAGAACUGGAAGUCCUCAGGCGUACUGUUCAGUACCUUCAGAAAGUGGCAUCAGAACCCGCCAUGGGUCACGGUGAUCUCCUGGAGCUGGGAGAGAAGAUUAAAGAAGUUGACUCUCAGAUAAACCAGCUGAUUGAGAAGAAAAUGAUGAGAAGUGACCCAAUAGAUGAUAAGCUGACCCUUUACAGGCAGCAGGCCUCUAUCAUCAUCCGUAAGAAGGAAGCAAAAGCUGAAGAGCUUCAGGAAGCGAGGGAGGAGUUAGCAGCUGCAGAGCGGGAGCUGAAACACAGGACCAACCAGGAAAUGGCCUCCAAUGGGGAACAGGUCAUCCGGGGCGAUGAGUUAAAACGUUUGGUGGCAAAACUGCGGAGCAAGGGUACUGUAUACAAGAAGAAACGUCAAGAGAUUGCAGAAUUGAAAGCAGAGUAUGGUGUUCUCCAACGGACAGAGGAGAUUCUCAAGCAAAGGCAUGAGGCUGUACAAGAGAAACUGCAAACCGUGGAAGCUGAGAAGGGUAUCUCUGGCUACAGUAACACCCAGGAAGAACUAGAGAGGGUGUCAGCCAUCAAGAGUGAGCUAGAUGAAAAGAAGGGACGCACAUUGGAUGACAUGUCUGAAAUGGUGAAACAAUUGAAUUCAAUGAUCGCGGAGAAGAAGUCGGCUGUUGCUCCAAUUAUCAAAGAGCUGAGGUCACUAAGGCAGCAGUGUCAGGUAUUAAAUCAGGAAUAUGAAGAAAAGAAAUCCCAGUACGAAAGUUGUGCUGCUGGUCUUGAUAGUAACAGAUCUAAAUUGGAGCAGGAGGUGAAAUCAUUGAGAGAGGAGACAGCACAGGAAGAAAAUAGAUAUCAUUACAUCAACUGCAAGUCAGAGAUUAUUGAGAUGCAAAUACAGCGCGCAGCGGAGGAGAUGAAGGCCUAUGUGUCCUCUGAUGUUCAGGAGAGAAAAAAAGCCAUCAGGGAAGCGUACAUGAAGAACAUUGCCGAGCAAGAGUUACUUGGCAAGAAGUUACGUGAGAAGCAGAAGCUGGUGAGGGAGAGCCACAGUGCUAACAUGGAGCAGAUGAAGAUGUGGCAAGACUUGGAGCAGCUGAUGGAGUGUAAGAGACAGUGCUUCAUAACAAAGCAGAAUGAGGCAUCUGUUGGUCAGGUCAUACAAGAAGGAGGAGAGGAUAGGCUCGUGCUGUGA
Molecule: messenger RNA, 2031 nt
Organism: Nerophis lumbriciformis (worm pipefish)
Lineage: Eukaryota; Metazoa; Chordata; Actinopteri; Syngnathiformes; Syngnathidae
Source: RefSeq, a predicted model, not a curated record